Messenger RNA from Dermacentor silvarum, 4829 nucleotides. RefSeq lists its product as uncharacterized. The record is from RefSeq and is a predicted model, not a curated record. The coding region runs from base 220 to 4680 and encodes 1486 amino acids. Lineage: Eukaryota; Metazoa; Arthropoda; Arachnida; Ixodida; Ixodidae. The transcript is spliced from 34 exons.
CCAUGACAGCUGUCCACGUGACGAAACGUCUGAAGCGUGUGCAGGCCAAUCCCCUGGAGCCUAUUCCAGUCACGCCGACGCCGAAAGUUCUGCUUGUUUCGUACGGCAGUCGCAGCCACAAGGACUCAAGACGCACGGACACGGCCUCCCCACUCGUGCCGGCGACUCUGGUUCAAUGCGAGGAUCUUCGCCAGGACGCGCAGCCCACUCAUUUUCACAAUGACUCCAUAUUUGACAUACUUCUUCGUGGUAGUUGCGGUUCACCUGAUGCUUCCUGUCACGCGGGCGGUGCUCAUGGACUACGCCACAUUCAACGCCAAGGUGGCUUCGUCCUGUUUUAACGAAUCGUUGGCGCACUCGGAAUCAGCCCCGGCGCAAACCCUGGACGCCUUCAGGUCACUGGUGCGCAAACUUGAGGCCGCCCACCCAACCUUGGACGUUGCUGACACGGCAGCCAUGCUGCUGACACGCUUCUCGAUCGACUUUGUGGACCACCAGCGUCUGGCAAACGGCGGCGAGCGGUUUCUGGUGGACUCGGCGCGGGAGUUGAAGGCGGCCAUCUUGGAGGCCAUGUUGCGCAAUGCACAGCCCCAGCAGCCUUUCAACGAGGCCAGCCUAAGUGAAGGAGAAAAGUGCGCCCUCUUCUACAUGCUUUCACACACCUUCAACACUGGGCCUCCACCGCGGAACGGAAACACGCUUCUGAAGAACGUGCAGGAGCAAGGCGUCGUCGGUGUGGCCCACAACGCGACCAUGAGCAUCGCCCUGGGUCACGUGCUCAAGGGCUUGGUGGCCAGCAAGUACGCGCAGCGGGACACGGCCGAGAACGUGCUGCGCACGCUGAAGCCCUACGGACACGUGGACCAGGGUCACGCCGUGGUAGACCACGUGUACGGACCCACGGUGGCCGUGCACCUGGGAACGGUGUCUUCGUGGUCAAACAGCAAGUUGCCUACCAUUGGGGGUGGCGGUUUGUGGACCACGCCCACGUGUCCGCGGGAGUUCCGGGUUGCUGAUAGGACGGCGAAGCUCACCGAUGCAGAGAUGGUCGGCACCCUGGAUGGUUUUAUCCUGGCCAUGACGAUGAAGAGAAUGAACAAAGAUCGACCGCGCCGACUAAGCCAGAUUAUCGAUGGCUACUACAGCUUCAGGGGCAUCCGGGAACUUCUUCCUGAGUUCCCCGACGGCCUUUCUUAUUGCAAGCGGAAGCAGGCCGUGGCACGGCUAUUGUCGGCACCCAGGUUGGAAGAACAAGUGGUGCUGGUGGCGAGAAUGUACGCUCAGCUGGUCAACGACGCUGACCUAAAGCGCAGUACGCUGAAGAACUCGCUGCUGCCCACCCUCAAGAACUUUCACUCCAGACUAGACCAUCUGCUCAAACCAUCAAAGGAGUGCGUUGAAAGCAACGAUGAGAGCCUGGUCACUUGCGAUACGCAAACCGACGUUCUCAUUCUACUGGAUCCUAUCCCUGGUAACACCAUCUACGAGAAUUACCAAAGGAAAAUUGCCAGCUACAUGGCCGAGAGGCUGCUGAAAACGGGGGGCCGUCACACGGCGGUCAGCUUGUCGACAGCUGCCCUAAGCGAAGACGCCACCGAGCUGGAGCUGACGUACAACUCACGUCAUGACACGCACGCUUCGCCAUCUUGUGCCAUCGAGAACAUGGCAGGAAAAGGUUGCUUGCAGUGCACAGAAGUGGACAUAUGGCGCGCAGUGCUUAAGACAUGGGACAGGCUCCGACCCAGAGGACAGCUAGCCUAUCCACUGUCUCCAUCCAAGGUGGUUGUUUACUUCAAGUUCAGCUCCUUCAGAGCGAGUCUCGAGGACGUGCACACAGUCGUUCAGCACCUUCGAGAAAAGCAUGAGGAUCUCAAGAUCUUCACUGUGGGGCCACGGACCGACAUCUUGCGCGCUUUCAAGCACGGGCCCCGCGACUCCGUCGUGGUCAUUCCGAACUCCAUGGACGACGUGCUGCUCAGGAAGAUUACACGCGAACUUGCCGAAGAGGUUUGCCGAGCUCCAAUGGGCAUCCUAUGCCACGAGUGUCAACGUUCAUCGGUCGGGCACACCUCUGAUACCAUAGAGGACUUCCAAGCUCCUCUAACAGUUCGGCACUGGGCACUGCAUCCAGGGCACUUUACCGACGUUCCUCGAAUAGUGAACGUUACGUUCGAGUCAUUCCACCUGCCGAUUAAAGUCUGCCUUGACCGCUUCACUUCAAAUGGCACAAAGGUGGCAACGUACAGCGACCUUUGCCAAGAGACAGGCAGCAAAGUGAAGGCCAUUCGGUACAGCGUGAAGAAAGUUUGCGCCAGCGAAGAGUCGUCAAGUUGUCACUCACUCCAAUUCUCGGUAACGGCGCUGUCGAGAAAAGCGGGCGAACCAUUCCUGGAGUGCACGGACCCAGGUUGCCAGCUUCCUGACCAAACGAAAAUUCUGAUCUCAUACGACAUCGAUUUUCACUUCGGCCAGAAGAAAGUUUAUUCUGGGAUUGAAGAACGAGUCAACGUUCCUCUUCCCAGAGCUCCUGACACGCCUCAGUCGUUGCAGAGAGCACUCAGCUUGAAGUGCCCAAAGUACACACAGACCAACGGCAGUGCGCCUUCUGAGAUAGACCAAUAUUUAGCCCUGAGUGUGGGUUACUUCAUUGACAUAGUGCAAAAGAUUGAGGCGGCGUAUCCCGAAAGGAACCUUUUUGACAUCGCCAGCUUACUGCUGAACUGGUUCACAGUGAGCGACUACGAGCUCGCCGACAGCAACAAAGUUGGUCGGGACCUGAGCGAGCAGUUGACCCUGGAGUCUUGGCUGAGCCCGUGGCCUCGGGGCCUGGAAGAGCACCCGAUGACGUUCAACAAGAGCAUCCUCACUGAGAGAGAAAUGUGUGCGCUCUUCCUCAUGCUCCACCACUCGUUCCAUGAGAACAGACAGAACGACAGCCACUUCACUGUUGAAAAGGGCGUGGCGCAAGUCACCUGGGAAGCGCCAAAGAUCGCCGUGGCUUUGGGCAAAGUGCUGCAGGGCAUUGUCGUCGGCAUGAUCCAGAGGUCUGAAAACCUCACCGACAUCUGGCAAGCCGACGAGCCAGCCAAAGACUCUCGAGUUCCGCCCAUAGAUCCUCUCCUGUCGGCUACCGUCGGUGUGGUUCUGGCCGUUUCAUCAGUGGAGAGCCUACUGAACCGCCAUGGUGGAAGUGUCAUCAGCCACGAAGGAGUCUGGCUUGGGGAGUCCUGUCCCGGCGCCUACAAAACGGGAGGGAAGCGGCACUGGUGCUCUUACAGCGUGCUACGAGGUGCAAUUGAUGGCCUUCUCCUCGGCAAGCACGCCCGCCUCAUCGCCUCCCGAGGCAUGCCCCUGAGUCGGCUGCUGAGUCUGUACUACGGUGUUUCCGGCAUUCCCCGAGCUGUGCCCGGUGUUCCAGGGUUGUCGGUGUGCGGCCGACGGGAGUUGCUGUACCCGUACCUGCGGGACGGCCUGCUCGAAGGCAAUGUGAGCCACAUGGCGCGUGCCUACCUGUUGCACCGCUACGGCCAAAGUUCGAAGAGGCUCAGCCUGUUCGUGGCCGCGGCCACGGACGAAUUCUUGCAGAGGCUGAGACGCGACCUGCUCAGACACCCUGCAUUUUGCGACCGCUACCCGCCAACCCCAGACCAAGCGGAGUGCAGAACACCAGGUGACAUCUUCGUCGUGAUGGAUGCCGACGCAUACGCCAAUGACCUGUGGAUGACGCAACAAAGAAGAACCGUCGAACUCUUGGCGCAGCGCCUGAACAUUGGUAGCCACAGCGGCCGCUUCAUGCAUCUCUACGUGAACAAGCGCGACAUCGACGGGGCGCUGCAGCUGCAGUUGGCGAACGAGACGUCGUCAUCGACUGUCAGCUGUUAUGCGCGUAGUGCAAACUUCUCUGAGAUUGCGACAGACAACGAGGUGGCUGUGCUAGAGUCCCUGAGAAAUCUGCUGUCCAACAGCCUCAACAGCAACAGAGGCCCACUCGCUCCAUCAACGACCAUCGUUAUAUUCAAGUUCGGCCACCUGCGCUCCCCACAUCAGCGGUUAAAACCAUUACUGCCAAGAGUUCUUGGAAGCAACGAAGGUGCCGGUUCUAUCAUUGCCGUUGGGAACAAUCUGACGUCACUGAGACAAAUGGUGCGUCGAGAAGGCAGGGAUACGGCGAAAGACCAUGACAAGGUCAUGCUGCUAGCGGCCACUGAAGACGCAGCUGCGGACGUCGCAAAUAAAAUAGCAGACGAAGCGUGCACAGCUCCGGCACUUCUUCGUUGCUCGAGGGAUGCAGCAGAGAGCAAGGAACGGCUCUCCUUUGAAGGCGGCGUCACAGAGAAUGGUGUCGUCUACCUCAUGAUGGAUCCUGAGGACUACGACAAUUUCGACGACCUACAUAUAAAGAUUGAAGCCAUUGGCGGAGCACUGAAGGUCUGCCAGCAACGGUCGCGGUUUCAACACUUGAAGCUGCAGGACUGCGACACCGUGUCCAAGAAUGAGAUGAUGUUCAGACCCUCCUGCAAAGGCGAUCCCUGCAGCCCACUCUACCUGGCUAUCGUCGGGAUUUCGGAGGAGUGUUCUUCUUCUGGGAGAGCACUUAACAGUGCUUGUGCGCCAACUGGAAAAGUCGGAUAUCGCCUCACACUUAAACAUGUGAAUAAUACGUUGACUGCUGGAGCAUGACAUGUUCCGAAGCUACGUUGCUAUGUAUUUAUAUUUAUGAACAUUCAUGUCUUUUAUGGCGUUUUCGAACAAAUGAGCACCAAUUUCCUCCAUUUCCUAGCGGCGGUACGACCACCAUUGGAAUGUGGCCUCAAUAAAACGAUUCUUGU